Capsaspora owczarzaki ATCC 30864 is the source of this 1153-nucleotide messenger RNA. RefSeq names its product cytosolic malate dehydrogenase A. Lineage: Eukaryota; Filasterea; Ministeriida; Capsasporidae. The record is from RefSeq and is a predicted model, not a curated record. Gene Ontology annotation, molecular function: L-malate dehydrogenase (NAD+) activity. The coding region runs from base 7 to 1047 and encodes 346 amino acids. The transcript has 6 exons. Gene Ontology annotation, biological process: malate metabolic process; oxaloacetate metabolic process; tricarboxylic acid cycle.
CUUCAUAUGUCAUUUCGACUCCAAGUCAUGUCUGCGCACGUUUCCAACUCUGCUGAACCCAAGGUGGUCUGCGUCACCGGCGCCGCUGGCCAGAUUGCAUACUCGCUUCUGUUCAACAUUGCUCGUGGCGACAUCUACGGCCCCAACCAGCGAGUCAUCCUCCACUUGCUCGACAUUGCCCCAAUGAUGGAGGCACUCCAGGGUGUCGUCAUGGAGCUCCAAGACUGCUCAUUGCCCCUGCUUGCUGGUGUGGAAGCUACGUCCGACCCCAAGGUCGCAUUCAACAACGCAGACGCUGCCAUCUUGGUCGGUGCCAUGCCCCGCAAGGAAGGUAUGGAGCGCAAGGAUUUGCUGCGCGCCAACGCCAAGAUCUUCAAGGAGCAAGGCGAUGCCCUCAACACUGUUGCCAAGCCCAGCGUCAAGAUUCUUGUCGUCGGCAACCCCGCCAACACGAACGCGCUCAUCACCUUGCUGCACGCCACGUCGCUGCCCAAGGAGAACUUUUCCGCGCUCACUCGCCUCGACCACAACCGCGCCAUUGCUCAAGUCGCACUCCGCGUCGGCGUCAGCGUGGAGAAGGUCCGUAAUGUGAUCAUCUGGGGCAACCACUCGUCGACCCAGUACCCCGAUGUCAACCACGGCGAGGUUGAAGUCGGCGGCCAGCGCAAGAAGAUCAAGGACGUCAUUGCCGACGAAGCUUGGCUCCAUGGCGACUUUAUCAAGACCGUCCAGUCUCGCGGCGGCGCCAUCAUCAAGGCCCGCAAGCUGUCGUCUGCCAUGUCGGCUGCCAAGGCGAUCGUCGAUCACAUGCACGACUGGAUUCAAGGCACUCCCGAGGGCGAGUUCGUCUCCAUGGGCGUCCACUCAACCGGUGUGUACGGCAUCCCUGCUGGGUUGAUUUACUCCUUCCCCGUCACAUGCAAGAACGGCACCUACACAAUUGUCGAGGGCUUGCCCAUCGAUGUAUUCUCGCGCACCAAGAUGACCGAGACUGCCGACGAGCUUGUUUCCGAGCGUGAGGAUGCCAACCAGAUUCUUUCGGCCUAAGAAGGUGGUCUGUUGCUGGUCCAUGCAUGCACAACGCAAUUCUUGUCAGAGUAAAGCGCCAUGUCUGUUUGCUACCUUUUUCAACGCGUCAAGGUUGACACUCAGU